Desarmillaria tabescens is the source of this 2934-nucleotide messenger RNA. RefSeq names its product cysteine protease. Gene Ontology annotation, molecular function: protein-phosphatidylethanolamide deconjugating activity. The transcript is spliced from 6 exons. The record is from RefSeq and is a predicted model, not a curated record. The coding region runs from base 124 to 2934 and encodes 936 amino acids. Lineage: Eukaryota; Fungi; Basidiomycota; Agaricomycetes; Agaricales; Physalacriaceae.
GCAGGUUUCUGUACCUAGAUUGGACCACGACAACACAGACUACGCUUAGCUCACGGUGUGUCUACCUUCGACAAGCGUUCAUUUUGCAUUGAGAAUUGACGCUGAAAGUAUAGAAUUUGAUUCAUGUCAAACAAGAACUCGCGCCACACAUCUCCAUCAUCUUCUGCUGCACAUCAUGGUCCCAAACUUCCCAAGUUCCUGCACAAACCGUCCAGUCGAGAUAGGUCAAAAUCUGGAAGUGAUCCGAUUAGUGGCCAGGACGGGGACAGUCCCACUUCGACCUCCUCAGCAGAACCCGCUCCUGUUCCUUCGUCGUCGAAACAUUCCCACCAUUCGAGAAAGUCAGGCAAAUUUCUGAGCAGUGGAAAGGAGAGGGAGAGGGAGAAGGAACCAGUGCCUGGGAUACCUUUGGCCGUCGAACGGGAGGAAACACCAGUCAUUGUUGAACCAAUGAACAUACCACGCUCCCGGACACUCUCAGAUAUGCAGUAUAACGGUGCCUCGCUUUACGCCCCGAGCUCUCCUUCAUCGUCCCGAAUGAGUGACCUUCCCACCCGGCUAUCAGGCUGGUUUUCGCACACUUUCAAUUCUUCUUCAACUACCGAUCUUUCCCUACCUACAAUUCUUUCUCAUCAUUCCACUCCCAAUACUGGCGCUCCUGGAACAUCUCCCCCGAACAAGCUCUCUGGCACCGCCGCUUUGCUCAAUGUAGCAAAGCAUGGGAAAGGCCACAUUGACAAAGCUAUGCGCUACCUCCUCGAUAGCGAUGCCACUCCUGAUAAAUGUACCGACGUCAUCUGGCUACUGGGCGUCCAACAUCCGGGCUAUGAGCCACCACCACCACCUUCAUACCCAGCACCGUCGGCAGGUGGGCGGCGUAGCUCAAUCGACUCCCGCCGCCAUUCUCCCUCUGUUCGUUCUUCAACAUCAUCCAGUUCAUCUCUUGAUGUCUCCCUUACUGCUUCGCAACCUGCCAAGCAUCCCGGCGCUCAUUGGCCUCCGGUUUUCUAUGCUGAUUUCACUUCCCGAGUUUGGUUGACAUACCGCUCGCACUUUACCCCGAUAAGAGACGGGCGCCUCGGCGACCUUAGCGUUGAGUACAAUUCAUACCAAUCAGACUCUAGCGCCAGUAGCCCUACGGCGACGGUGAAAAAGUGGAAUUGGGGAUCUAUGGUGGGCGGGGAGAAGGGUUGGACGAGUGACUCUGGUUGGGGUUGCAUGUUACGGACCGGCCAAAGUUUGUUGGCUAAUGCUCUGGUUCAUCUUCAUUUGGGACGCGAUUGGCGGAGACCGCCGCAUCCAGUACACACAGCGGACUAUGCGACCUACGUGCAGAUCGUGACAUGGUUCUUGGAUACGCCUGCUCCUGAAGCUCCUUUCAGUGUUCAUCGAAUGGCGUUGGCAGGUAAGGAAUUGGGGAAGGAUGUUGGACAGUGGUUCGGUCCCAGUACUGCUGCCGGUGCCAUCAAGGCUUUAGUCCGGGCGUUUCCAGAAUCGGGAAUGGGCGUGUCUGUGGGGACCGAUGGAGUGCUUUUCCAAAGUGAUGUAUUUCAGGCAUCGUACAGCUCACGUCAGAGAUACCACCAUGGGAAGCCUCCUGCACAGUGGGGAGACAGGCCUGUUUUACUUCUAUUGGGUAUACGACUCGGAUUGGAUGGGGUUAAUCCUAUUUAUUAUGAUACCAUAAAAUUACUCUAUACUUUCCCCCAGUCCGUCGGCAUUGCCGGUGGCCGUCCGAGUUCGUCAUACUAUUUCGUGGGCUCACAGGCCGAUAACCUGUUUUAUCUGGACCCUCAUCAUGCGAGGCCGGCUAUCCCUCUGAGGUUGCCUACAGAAGCUAGUUCACCGGACAUUGAAGCAGAUCAUCGGAAGAGAGCCAAGAGGGGAUCAUCGUCAACAGGGUCGUCAGCGGGCCACCAACGUGCGCCUACGUCACCUUCCUCGUCGAUUCGCACCGGAUCCUCGACAUUUUCUUAUCAUGCGCCGACCUCCCCAUCACCUUUGCAGCAUCAGUUCUCGGAGUCUGGAUCGUCGUCGUCGUCGUCGAACCAGUACCAAAGUCUGUCCGAAAUCGACCAGAGUGAAAACACGACAGAAGGGAAUUUGGACCGACUGCAAGAGCAUUUUGUGAACGCCUACAGCGCCGCGGAGCUGAAGACGUUCCACUGCGAGCGUGUCCGGAAGAUGCCAUUAAGUGGGCUGGACCCGAGCAUGUUGAUAGGCUUCUUGUGCAGAGAUGAGGCUGAUUGGAUCGACUUUAGAAGCCGAGUGGGUAAUCUACCUCGUACGAUAUUUGCUGUGCAAGAUGAGCCACCGACAUGGCCCUCUGAUUCCGAUGAUAACAUGGGACUGGAGAGUAUCUCCGAUCCGGAUGAUUUGGACAUGGACAUGGAGGAGGAGGGUGAGGAUGAGGACCGGGAGCUGGACACCCGGUCCGCUUCGACCUCCAGUGCACAUCUCAGUAGUGCCUCGACCUCGAGAACUAAGAGCGAAGAGCUGGAUACUGAAGAGGAUCCUGUUGAUCCAAUAACGCCUGGUCCAGGGUCCAAGUUUGAGUUACCUGAUCCCCCGGGUUCAAUUAAGCUGCAUGAACGGCCCAAGGCGGAGGAGGGCGGUGCGUUUGUUGAAGCACUUGAUGACAUGGAGGAUGACGAGGAGUGGGUGGAUCCUGUGCUUACGCCGACAGCCAUGCCCCCGCCUCCUCCUCCUCCAGCAAAGAAGAAGAAGGGGAAGAAGAAACAGGUUCCUGUACCUGUUCCGAUGGUGAACUUUCCGUCGGCGCCUGGUGGGGAGGAAGGUGGACGGGGGGAUGUUUCGCAUGAACGGCAGAGGAGGCAGUCGAUGGGCCUGAGCUUGAAGAUGAACAACAGUCGGGGAAGAGAUGGGGGGAGGACUCAGAGUGGCGGGGUGAAAGGUGUGUUAACAGGGGAUUAG